Messenger RNA from Diachasma alloeum, 1807 nucleotides. RefSeq names its product sensory neuron membrane protein 1. The record is from RefSeq and is a predicted model, not a curated record. Bases 210 to 1781 code for a protein of 523 amino acids. Gene Ontology annotation, cellular component: cytoplasm; membrane. The transcript is spliced from 8 exons. NCBI's taxonomy places the organism in Eukaryota, Metazoa, Arthropoda, Insecta, Hymenoptera, Braconidae. Gene Ontology annotation, molecular function: scavenger receptor activity.
AGUAAAUCAUCACGCAUUCCACGCAUCUUCACUGAUUCCAACUAUUACCAAUCGCGCGAAGAAUCUAAACCCGGAGAUCGACGCCGAGAUAAUCGAACGAUCAUAUAAUUGGAUAGGUGAAUAAAUGAAGUGUUGCCCAUUAUUUGCAUAUUACUAAUCCGGUUUCAAGCACAAUUCUGGAUAUUUACACUUGAAGAAAAAGAUUGAAGAUGCAGCGUUGGCUGAAGUUAGGGAUAGCAGGAAGCUGUCUCUUCAUAUUUGGUGUUGCCUUCGGUUUCUUCGUCUUUCCGCUACUUCUGAAGAGUCAAGUGAAGGCGCAAGUGAGCCUGAGACCAGGAUCAGAAAUGAGGCAGAUGUGGGAAGCUAUGCCCUUCCCUAUGGACUUCAGAGUUUUUCUCUUCAAUAUCACCAACCCUGAUGAAAUUACGGCGGGAGCCAAGCCAAUAGUCAACGAAGUUGGUCCAUUCUUCUACCAUGAGUACAAGGAGAAAGUGGACCUGAAGGACGUUGAAAAGGAUGACACAUGUGAGUACAGUAACAAAGCGACGUGGCAAUUUUCUCCUGAAAAGAGUGGAAUGGGCCUCUCUGAGGACACCGUGUUAACAUUUCCCCACGUCAUGAUCCUGACCAUGAUUUUGACGGUCAUGAGGGAACAACCAGGGACAAUAAGUUUUGCUACAAGAGCAGUUGACAGUAUUUUUCACAAGCCUGAGUCAGUAUUUAUCAAAGCAACAGUGAAGCAAAUUCUCUGGACAGGCCUAACAGUUGAUUGCACCGUCCAAGACUUCCAGGGAAAAUCAGCUUGUACGCUCCUUGCUGAGAAGGAAGAAUCCUUCAUUAAGGAUGGUCCUGGGAAAUACAGAUUUGCUCUUUUGGGUGCUAAAAACGCUACAGUGCUAUCAGAUAGACUAAAAGUGAGGCGCGGUAUUCAAAAUUACCUACAAGUGGGCGAGAUGGUGGAGUUCAAGGGGGAGAAAAUACAAGAGGUCUGGGCGGAUGAAGGACCCUGCAACAACCUCACUGGUACAGAUUCCACUAUUUUCCAUCCGCUGCUUUUUGAAGAUGAGGAUAUGCUCUCUUUUACUAGUGACAUGUGUCUCACUGUACCAGCUCGCUAUGUAAAACCAUCGAGCGUCAAAGGUCUUCCCACAAAUCAUUAUGUUGCACAUUAUGGUGACAUGAAUAAAGACGAAAACCUGAAAUGUUUGUGUCCUGCUCCAAAUAAAUGUCUGAAGAAAGGCCUCAUCGAUCUAUUCCCCUGUAUCGGUGCACCUAUGGUUGCUAGUCUUCCCCAUUUCUACCUCGUUGACGAUUUAUAUUUGACCCAGGUCGAUGGUCUCCAUCCAGAUAAGGAAGAACAUCAAAUUUUCAUAAACUUGGAGCCGAUGACAGGAACCCCUGUAGAAGCAAGAAAGCGCUUACAAUUCAACAUGUUCAUCCGUCCAGUGGCGAAGUUCUCAUUGAUGAAAACUUUUCCACAGGCACUUCUUCCAUUAUUCUGGGUGGAGGAAGGUAUCCUGUUGGAAGAUAAAUAUGUGGAUCAGCUGAAGAUGGUCUACACGCUCAUCUCCAUCGUUGGGAUUGUCAAGUGGCUGAUGAUAAUCGGAGGUCUUGCAUUAAUCGGUACGGCUGUCUACCUGAAGUACAGAGGCAAGGAGGCAUCUAACAAGAUUGAUAUCACGACGAUAUCCCCCCAAUUCACUUCAACAGCGCUAAAUAGCAUCGAGAAGAAACGGGCGCUGGACGUCAACACGCCACAAAGCGCACCUGCCGAGGGCUAAUUAGCAAUAAAUAGAAAACAAAUUCG